AUGUUCAAAUUAAGUCUAACAAAACAACAAGUAUUGUCAAUAAAUAAAACGUCGUCCACUACUGUCAAACAAUUAUUCAAGAUGCCAAUUUUAGCAACCAAGACCCCCUUUUCCACCACCACUGCCAAAGGUGAAACGUAUAAAUUGCAAUCACAAUUACCCAAAUUGCCAGUUCCUGAAUUACAAGAAACUGCUGCUAAGUAUAUUAGAUCAAUUGAACCAUUUUUGAACCAACAACAAUUGCAAGAUUCGAAAGCUAAAGUUGAAGAGUUUAUUAAACCUGGUGGAGCUGGUGAACAAUUGCAACAGAGAUUGAAUUCAUUUGCCGAAGGUAAAGAUAACUGGUUGGCUGAAUUUUGGGAUGAUUAUGCUUACUUGUCCUAUAGAGAUCCUGUUGUUCCAUUUGUAUCGUAUUUCUUUUCCCACAAGGAUGUGAGAAAUAUAGUUGGACAAGAUCAAUUGUUGAAGGCGACUUUGAUUGCUUAUCAUACGAUUGAGUUUGCUGAACAAGUGCAAAAUGAAACUUUACAACCAGAAGUGAUUAAAGGUAACCCAUUCUGUAUGAAUGCGUUCAAGUACAUGUUUAACAACUCGAGAGUUCCUGCUGAAGGGUCCGAUGUUACCCAACAUUAUGAUGCCAAUGCCAAUAGAUUUUUCGUUGUUGUUUACAAAAACAAUUUUUACAAGGUCCCUACUCAUAAUGAACAAGGACAAAGAUUGUCCAAGGGAGAAAUCUACAGCUAUUUGCAACAAGUCAAGAACGAUCCAACCCCAACUGGAGUGCCAGUUGGUGCGUUGACUUCAUUGAAUAGAGACGAAUGGUUGAGUGCCUACAACAACCUUUUGAAAUCACCCAUCAAUGAAGCUUCAUUGACUGAUAUAUUUGCUUCUGCUUUCGUUGUGUGUUUGGAUUCAAACAAUCCAAUUACUAUUGAAGAGAAAUCCAAGAACUGCUGGCACGGAAAUGGUCAAAAUAGAUGGUUUGACAAGCCAUUGGAGUUUUUCGUUAGUGCCAAUGGUAACUCAGGUUUCCUUGGUGAACAUUCAAGAAUGGACGCUACACCAACCGUUCAAAUGAACAACACUAUCUUGAAGCAAAUUGCUGAAACCAACCCUGAGGAAUUGAUUGCUGAGAUUGCCACUGUUGCCCCAAGAGUUGGUAAAGCUGAUAUUUUAUCAUUUGAUAUCAACCCUACAUCAAGAGCCAACAUUGCUUCAGCCGUAGUUAAAUUCGAUGCUACUAUUGCUGCUCAUGAUGAAGAGAUUUUCCAACAUUACGGCUAUGGUAAAAAUUUGAUCAAGAAGUUCAAGACAUCUCCUGAUGCUUAUGUACAAAUGUUGAUGCAAUUGGCAUAUUACAAAUUGACCGGUAAAGUGAGACCAACUUAUGAAUCAGCCGCCACUAGAAAGUUCUUGAAGGGAAGAACCGAAACUGGAAGAACCGUUUCCAAUGAAUCAAAGAAGUUUGUUGAAACUUGGACUGAUCCAAAGGCAUCACUUGAAGAAAAAGUCGCCACUUUCCAAGCCGCUACUAAACAACAUGUUGCUUACUUGUCCUCCGCCGCUGAUGGAAAGGGAGUUGAUCGUCACUUGUUUGGAUUGAAACAAAUGUUGAAACCAGGUGAAGCAAUUCCGGAAAUAUUCACUGAUCCUAUUUUCUCUUAUUCGCAAACAUGGUACAUUUCGUCAUCCCAAGUUCCUUCAGAAUUUUUCCAAUCUUGGGGUUGGUCACAAGUGAUUGAUGAUGGAUUUGGAUUGGCUUAUUUGAUCAAUAAUGAUUGGAUCCAUGUUCAUAUUUCAUGCAAGUAUGGUAAUGGAUUGAGUUCGGCCCAAUUGAAGUGGUUCCUUGUUGAUAGUGCCAAUGAGAUGCAAGAUGUAUUGGUCAAGGGAUUAUUGGGCGAUAAGGCCAAGUUGUAA
Molecule: messenger RNA, 1917 nt
Organism: Lodderomyces margitis
Lineage: Eukaryota; Fungi; Ascomycota; Pichiomycetes; Serinales; Debaryomycetaceae
Gene: CAT2
Product: carnitine O-acetyltransferase
Exons: 1
Coding region: 1-1917 (638 amino acids)
Biological process (GO): carnitine metabolic process
Cellular component (GO): peroxisome; mitochondrion
Molecular function (GO): carnitine O-acetyltransferase activity
Source: RefSeq, a predicted model, not a curated record